CCCGCUCCCCGCCCCCCGUGUCCCGCGGCCCGCGGCUGGCCGGAGGAAGUCGCUGCAGGUGGUUGAGCAAACGGCGUUUCCGCGGAGCUCGCUCCCUCGGCCGGUCCUCCCUCCCCCGAGGCCACCGCCAUGGUCGGCCGCCUCAGCCUGCAGGAUGUCCCCGAGCUCCUGGACAUGAAGAAGAAGGGGGACGGGAUCCUGGAUAGCCCAGACUCGGGGCUGCCCCCCAGCCCCAGCCCCAGCCACUGGCUGCUGGCCCCGGGAGGCGGAGGCGGCGGCGGCGCGGGCGCCGAGCGGGGGCUGGCCCCGGGGCUGCUGGAGGCCGACGCGGCAGCCCCAGGACCCGCGGCCACGAAUUCGGUCUUCCUACCCAAUCCCUUGGGGCCUGGCUGCUCUCCAAGGCUCUGCCCCCUGUCUUUUGGUGAAGGAGUUGAAUUUGACCCAUUGCCUCCAAAGGAAAUAAGGUACACCUCCUCGGUGAAGUACGACUCGGAGAAGCACUUCAUCGACAACAUUUACAUGCCGGUGGGGCUGGCGGUCUCCUCCUGCAGCCAGACCGUGGUCUGCAUCCCCGGCUGCACCUGGCGCAACUACAAAGCCGAGCUGCGCUUCGAGCCCCGGAACAAGGCCCUGCGGUUCCUGAGCACCACCAUCAUCUACCCCAAGCACACCAAGACCGUGUACACCACCACCCUGGAUUACAACUGCCGCAAGUCCGCGAGGCGCUUUCUGUCCAGCGUGGAGCUCGAGGCCUCCGAGUGCCCGGCGAGCGACUACCUCUUGGACGAAUGCUGACGGAGACGGGGGGCGACGGGAUGCAGGGCGCUCCUCCGAGCGGCUGCUCGUGCUUCGGUCUAAGUGAAAACGGGCCUUUGUUCCCCAGUCGUUUUGAAGCAGCCUUCUCUAUCAUUCUAGUUUCGUGUGUCGGCCUUGGCAAAGGAGAGGGAAAAAACCCCACCUCUGGCGUCUUUGGUUACUAUGGGAAUUGGAUUUUAGCUUUUCUUUCUAAAAGCAUUUCUUUUUCUUGGCUCAUGGUUGCAGAUCCCCCAGAGUAUCAAUUGAAUAACAAAUAAAGGAAAGAUCCAAGUAAAAAGAAAAGAAGAAGAAAAAAACAUUAAAAUCAAAAACAUGGUUCCUCCUGGAGAGGGAGGGCCAAGCUUGUCUGUGGUGGAGUGUGGAAAAAGGCUUCUGGGUGGAAAGAGUGAACUUCCCACUUGAAGCAACUUCUGUUGGAAGUCAUGGUACUUGCUGCCUAAGUUAUCCCACUCCCAUGGGCUCAGUCUGUGUAAACUGAGGGCCUUGGGUUAUUUCUGUUUCCAUCCGAAUGCAGACCUCGUCCCUCCUCUUUGCACCAGUGGUCGAAGACUCCCAGAAGCCUGUGCUAAGGCGAUGUUUCCACCAUGGCUGCCUUAUGAAUGUUGCUGAAAUUUAGUUCACUGAUCCGAAGAGAAGCCCAAAAGAUUUCGGUUAACCAUUUCGCUAGUCAUGAGGAAAGCCUCUUGUCUUCUUCUCCGCGGGCCCUGGCGACCUGCCUUGCAUCUCUGGAAUCCCGCUAAGGCCGCCGCAGAUUUGUGGAACUCUUCUGCUAUGUACACUGGGGUUUCCAAAUACUUUCCUAGGCUCCAUAAGGCAAAAUAUAGGAUGGCACAUAUUUGAGCAGACUGUCAUUUUUAAGGCUGCUCUGAUGGAAUGCUUUUAAGAUUUCUCAAGAUUGUUGCCUUUUGACUCAUAACUGGAAAUGAAUGGCUCGGGUCGUGUCUGGAUAUUAUUUAGGAGGGAGACAUCUCUAUUCCCUAGGUUCUCUGGGAACUUAUGCUGGUGUCCUUACCCAAGCUUCACACGUGUUCUGUCCAAAAGAAAUUACAUUCGGAGCAGAAUCCCUGUUACCCAAAGGGCGAUCAAUGCCUGGAUUACAGGGGGCAGAAGAAAAAAAUUAGCUUUGGAGUCAGAUUUCAAUUCUAAUCAGAGAAGAGUCAUAAUCCAAACAUCCAAACUGUGUUACUAUAAGGUUUUGAUUUUUGCUAAAGGGUCAAAGGAUCCUGGAUUCUCAGAAUCACUUGAGAUGGCCCCUCAAAAGAGCUUUGUUAGUUCAGCAAAAUCAGCCAUGGGAAGAUGAGAGAAUCUAUGUGGGGGUCACUCUUGCAGACAGAGUCCAGGCAGACAAACCGUUUCUUUUCUUAGGCCUCUGGGUGCCUUCUGAAGCCCUGAAAGCUUGACUCCCUCCCAGCAUUCUCCCUCAGUAUGAGCCCCCACUAAUUUUGGCAUCUGUUGCCUGCCAAACCUCCAUUUCAUGUUAGACAAGGCGGAGGUGGGAGGUGGAAGGAAGUGGGCUAGUUAUUGUACACGAACUUGUAUCAGAGCAUUGAAUGACAACAUAGAAGGGUCUUGAGCAGUCCGAGGGGGACAAGAACACAUGUGUGGCCCUUCUUCGCUGGCUUAGGAGCUCCCCCGACCAAGGUGGCCUCUCUGGAGCCCAAGCUUUUUAAUUUAAGAGAAAUUUGGGCAGAAUCUAAGAGAAUCCAGGGGUUCAGGUAAGCAGCUCAGGUAGGCCUUUUGAGAAAAAGGAAGUGGGUCGGUGGUUUUUCUUGUUUUCCUGUCAGAAGGAACAAAACACAGAUAUGCACUUUGAGUAUGUUCUAAUUCGGGCUCUGUCCCUGCUGAGCUGUGGAACUAUGGGCAAGCCAUUCGAGUUUUGGGGGGCUCAGUUUUCUCCUCUUUAAAAGGAGGUUGAAGUUGAUGAUUUCCAACUCUGAGAUUUGGUGAGCCUCUUCUAAGGGGCAUAGAGUCCAAGGGUCCUCAAACUACGACCCGUGGGCCAGAUGCGGCAGCUGAGGAUGUUUAUCCCCCUCACCCAGGGCUAUGAAGUUUCUUUAUUUAAAGGCCCACAAAACCAAGUUUUUGUUUUUACUGUAGUCCGGCCCUCCAACAGUCUGAGGGACAGUGAACUGGCCCCCUAUUUAAAAAGUUUGAGGACCCUUGGUAGACUAUUGUAAAUGGCAAAUAGGCCGUGCCUCUUUUCUGAGUAACUCACAGGGGCAUCGAAAUGAUUGAUGUUCAAAGAGCCAAUCACCAUGUCCAGUGAUUUCUGUUCCUCUUCAUCAGGGGCACACUGGUAAACUUUUAACAGCCAACUCUCUAGGGGCUACACACUUUUAAAUUUUGUCUACAUCAAUAUUUUCUCCAUCAUUCUCAAGUCUAGAUAAUCAACAAAACAGUAAAUUAAGUCAUGAUUUGUAACUUUUGCUGGUUUCCAAGGUAUAAAUGCUCAUGCUGCAAAUUUCACAAAGAACUGGUUAGAACUGGCUCCAGCAGAGUCCUUUAUGAGAACAUGAUGAAGUUGCAGAGAUAAUCAUGCUUUAGAGACUGUGGUGCCUUCAGAGCUGAACUGUCCAUCGCUGAUUUUAAAAUGAAAAUAUAAAUGAUUUUGCUUUUCUAAAUAUAUUUUGGACACUGCCACAUAGAGAACUCACGCCAAUUAACUAAUUUUGCCUUAAAGAAUGUGAUGUUGAACAGGGCUACAGGAAGCUGGGGGGGACUUUUGGACUCUAGAGUUCACUCUAGAACCAAUCAGUGAAGCUUGACUUUGAUGUUCAUUGAAAGAAAGAAUUCAAAUAUGAGAAUUAACAGGAAGAUCUUAGCUUUAUAAUAUGGAAAAACAGUAGGGGGGGCUGCAAUGUCAUCAUAAUAGGUGGUUUGGAUUACUCAUAAAUGUGAUGUAAUUUUAAAUGAUGGGAAGUGCCUUUCAUUUUUCUCAUUGUUCCUCUAGAUAUUUAACUUGCAUUAAAUUUACAAUACAGGAACAAACACCCUCCCCUCCCGCCCCCAACAUUAUUGUUGACUGAGCAGGAAGAGCCUCUUUGGGAGGAGAAAUCACUUUUCUGGCCAAAAAUAGAUGUGAUUUCUCAUCUGAGAACCAUCCUUAAGCGAGAGCAUUGUGUAGGUUAAGAAAUUAAGUUUACAGGAAAGUAGUAAAGUUGGUUGCGAAGCUAUGAGUAGGGAGACUCUGACGUUGGAACGUGAGUGAGUGCAAGUGAAGAAGUGAUUGUGAAACUGUAGAAAAAAAGGAAGAGUUUAUAUUGUUGAAUUUGUAAGUUAUUCACUGGGGAAUGCGCAGGUCCCUUCUGGUUUUGUUUUCUUUUCUAACCAAUCAGAUUUUUCCUAAAGAGUUUCAAGAAAGGCAGCCUGUGGUGACGGGACUCUCCUUGAAGAAGCUUCCCUUGGAGAAAACGUGGCUGUCACUUCCAUUCUUGUUCUGCUUCUUAGAACCCAUUCAUUCCGAAAUGCCUCUGAAAGGUCCAAUCUCUGUCUCGGGUUCAUUCAAAGUAGUUUUCCCUCCUCUGUCCGCUUGUUAAGUGAUUUCCCAGGAUUGCCAAGUGACCUGCUAACAGUGUGCAUGAGAGUCAUUGAUAUGUAUCUUAAGGAAGACACUGGUUUCCCUUGUGAUUGUUUAUAUUUUUAAAGAUUUUGAGGGGAAAGUCUGUUGAGCAAUCUUUCCUUACUCCAACCUUAGAAAACUCAGAAUGUUUGUUUUGUUUUACAAAAACUGUGCUCAUCCUCUUCUCCCCUUUCCACCAUUUGCUUGUUACUUUUUCAUUUAACAAUAAAUUAUCUGAAAUGUA
Messenger RNA from Antechinus flavipes (yellow-footed antechinus), 4619 nucleotides. RefSeq names its product refilin B (gene RFLNB). Gene Ontology annotation, cellular component: actin filament bundle. NCBI's taxonomy places the organism in Eukaryota, Metazoa, Chordata, Mammalia, Dasyuromorphia, Dasyuridae. Gene Ontology annotation, molecular function: filamin binding. The coding region runs from base 130 to 795 and encodes 221 amino acids. Gene Ontology annotation, biological process: negative regulation of chondrocyte development; actin filament bundle organization; negative regulation of bone mineralization involved in bone maturation. The record is from RefSeq and is a predicted model, not a curated record. The transcript has 3 exons.